Haliotis rubra (blacklip abalone) is the source of this 2308-nucleotide messenger RNA. RefSeq names its product peptide-N(4)-(N-acetyl-beta-glucosaminyl)asparagine amidase-like. Gene Ontology annotation, cellular component: cytoplasm. The record is from RefSeq and is a predicted model, not a curated record. NCBI's taxonomy places the organism in Eukaryota, Metazoa, Mollusca, Gastropoda, Lepetellida, Haliotidae. The transcript is spliced from 6 exons. The coding region runs from base 257 to 1348 and encodes 363 amino acids. Gene Ontology annotation, biological process: glycoprotein catabolic process.
CGUCUCCCACAGUCCAAGUGCGAUAGGUAGACUGUACUGAUUUACAUUUUCAGUGUAGGACUACACGUUGUAAGAGUGUCGUAAACGGAGAACGGUAAAGCAUUUCAAAACUGCAUAAAAAUAUUUUCAUGAGCAAAUUAUCGAUUCAGAAAUGUAGUGCAAUAUACAUUCCUCAUAUUUCCUCUAUUGUUGUUCAUUGACUCAGAUCAAUUGGAUCAUCUAUACUGACGUACAGGACAACUGACUCAACACCAAGAUGGCCGCCCUUCCCGCCUUCACGACACGUCUAGUACCGUCAGACGAUGACAUCCAAGAUCACGUGUUCCACUUCCGGUACAGUUGCGCCAAGGACAUGUAUGAGCGGGUGUCGUCUGCUACAACAAGGAGGAACACUGGAUGGCGCAACCUGACUUAUGGAGAGCCCCGGAUGUACCGUCACGAGGACCAAGAUGCUAUGUGCGCCUUUCUUGCACGUCAGGAGGACCAGGAAACCUCUUCCAUUGCAUGGAAGAUCGACCUGGAAGGAACCGGUGUCCAUGGCAAAAGUCUUGAACUUCGAGCUGUGAGUCACGCCACAGGAGAAGCCAAAGUCACCUGGAAGAUCGUCUGCGGUGACAAGUCACAGACAUUAGACGCUGCCGACUUGCUGUCAACGUUCACCGUGGACGUCCAGGGCUACAGCAGUAUCACGAUCAUUGCCGAGAUACACGGGGGCACGUGGAAGGACGCGCACCUGUUCAAGCAGUCAUUUGUUGAUACUGAUACAUACCCCUUUGAAGCCAAACUGCAUAUGAACUCCGCCUACACAAUGGUGUACCGUCUGACUACCCUCGAGAAAAAGAUGCAACUCUUCCAGCUCCGCUACUUUUGUGACCAAGACACCUAUCACCGGAAAUCGUCUGGUACGGACAUAAAGGGUCUGCUGAGUGGACUGUACCAGAGCGAGGGAGCACAGCGGGAGGUGGAUGAGGGGAUGGUGUACUGGGCCCGAGAGGAAGGUCGAAAUGAGGCGGUCUAUAGGUGGAAGAUUGAUCUAACAGACUCGGGGAUGUGUGUACAGAAGAUGGCUUUGAUGGCUAAAUGCAAGAAAUAUGGAGAUGGUCAAGUUGUUUGGAAAAUCUAUGCUGAUGACAAAUCUGUCACACACCAAGGUGAAUAUUUGUACAAAACCCGCUCCAUCAACAUGAAGAGAAGCCAGGUCAUAGUCCUGGAAGCCACAGUCAGCGGGGGUUCUGGCACCACGGCCUGGAGGCAGGCCCAGCUGUUCCGCCAGAAGGUCGGGGCCAAGGAACGUGUGUUUGACUGUAAGCUCUACUUGCUGAAGGACAAGGAAGACGAGGAGGAGUGAAAGUACAGCAGACACAACAUUGGAAAUAUUGUUUUCUUAUCUAUUUCCUGAUGCGCCAUAAUCUUCUGUCACGUGUGGACUCUCACAUGAUGUUCCUUGAACUAUUGGGCAGCCAGUAUUGAACCCUUCACAAACUGAUAACAAAUAGAAAAGUCUUGGCUUCUAGUGGAAAACUGCAUCUCACUGGGUGCCCUCACAAAGUUCCUGUUUCCAUGAGUUGCCCAGCUAUGAAUGAAAAUGUUAACCUGACAAUGACUUAGUUUGCUUUUACUGCAUUUUAAGUAAUAUUCCAGUAAUUUAAUGGCAAUUGACACCAAAAGUGGGCUUCAAAUGGUGUUCCCAUGCGAGGAAUGGAACCUAGACCUUUGCAAGACAAACAUAACUUUAACCACUAUCAGCUGACCAAUAGAUUACAUGUAUGUAGUUUCCAACACGGCCUUCAUGCUCUUACUUUGAAAACUGUAUCUACAAUGAGGUAUUGAAUGUAGGUUUACUUAACUCAAGUGAAAAAACUAUAAUACUUUAUGAAUAACAACUUCUUUAUUUUAUUAUGACAUUAAGUGAUAAACCUGUCCAAUUUGUGAAGGGUUCCAGGUGAACAAUCUGUGUCACAUUUUUCUUCAAUUUAUUGAUGCUAUAUCAUCGCACGUUUGGGAGCUGUAUGUCAUUCAUAGAUGGAAGGCAGAAGAAAAUCAGAACUUCAGUUAAAAAUAUCGGUUAAAAUCUACAAUUCACAUGAAUUGAAUGACUUGAAUAUCUAUCCUGCUUUUCAUCCCUUCGCUUGUGUAAUGUAUCAGCACCAGACCUAGUACUGACCACCCAGUAAUGCCCUGUUCAUGUGAAUGGAGCAGUGUAGCAAGUUUACUGCCCCUACAUGACCACACUGUCUGUAAACAACUGUAAACUGGAACAAACAGUUUACAAAAUGAAACCAAAGUCAAGAUUUAGGGGGUUCCAAGA